AUGCCUCCCAAGUCCAAGACCGUCCGUCCCGCCCAGGAGAACAUCUCCUUGGGUCCCCAGGUCCGCGAGGGCGAGCUCGUUUUCGGCGUUGCCCGUAUCUUCGCCUCCUUCAACGACACCUUCGUCCACGUCACCGAUCUUUCCGGCCGUGAGACCAUCUGCCGUGUCACUGGUGGUAUGAAGGUCAAGGCCGACCGUGACGAGUCCUCCCCCUACGCCGCCAUGUUGGCUGCUCAGGACGUCGCUACCCGCUGCAAGGAGCUCGGCAUCACUGCCCUCCACAUCAAGAUCCGUGCCACCGGUGGUAACGGCACCAAGACCCCCGGCCCCGGUGCCCAGUCUGCUCUCCGUGCCCUGGCCCGUUCCGGCAUGAAGAUCGGCCGCAUUGAGGACGUCACCCCCACGCCCUCCGACUCUACCCGCAGAAAGGGUGGUCGCCGCGGUCGUCGUCUCUGA
Molecule: messenger RNA, 456 nt
Organism: Colletotrichum lupini
Lineage: Eukaryota; Fungi; Ascomycota; Sordariomycetes; Glomerellales; Glomerellaceae
Product: 40S ribosomal protein S14
Exons: 4
Coding region: 1-456 (151 amino acids)
Biological process (GO): maturation of SSU-rRNA from tricistronic rRNA transcript (SSU-rRNA, 5.8S rRNA, LSU-rRNA); ribosomal small subunit assembly; translation
Cellular component (GO): ribosome; cytosolic small ribosomal subunit
Molecular function (GO): structural constituent of ribosome; small ribosomal subunit rRNA binding; mRNA 5'-UTR binding
Source: RefSeq, a predicted model, not a curated record